UGGCCCUCGCCACCCCCUUGGCGGGGCCCCUCUUGUGGCAGCAGCGAAUACUCAGUCAGAUCGCGGACAGCAGCGGGGAGAUGCUGCCGUCCAGCGCGGAAAAACAAGAGACUUUACAAGAUAUUUGGAUUGUUUUUUUUACAUUCAUCAAAACAUGGAUAAUAACGACACGUAUCUACAUCUUAGUUCUUCUUUGCAGGUGACCCAUAGCCACCUGAGCUCUCCUCCAUCCCAGCCUCCUCUCAGCUCCAUGGUGACCCAUCACCACUCUUCUAUAAUCAAUGGUAUAGGGUCACCCUACUCAGUCAUCACCUCCUCCUCCCUGGGUUCACCCGCUGCGUCCAUGCCCACCACAUCUGGAAUGGGUUAUGGAGCACUCCACAGUCCACAGAUGAACUCUCUGAACAGUGUGAGCAGUUCAGAGGACAUUAAACCUCCUCCGGGACUGGGCGGCAUAAGCGGUUACCCGUGCGGCAGCCAGGGGUGCCUCUCCAAACACAUCUGUGCCAUUUGUGGAGACCGCUCCUCAGGGAAACAUUAUGGUGUUUACAGCUGCGAGGGCUGCAAGGGAUUUUUCAAGAGAACCAUCCGGAAAGACCUCACAUACACGUGUCGAGAGAGUAAGGACUGUCAGAUAGACAAACGCCAGCGUAAUCGCUGCCAGUAUUGCCGCUAUCAGAAGUGUCUGGCCAUGGGGAUGAAGAGAGAAGCGGUGCAGGAGGAGAGACAGCGUGGCCGAGAAAGGAGCGACAAUGAAGUUGAAUCCAGCUGCAGCUUUAAUGAAGAGAUGCCAGUGGAGAAGAUCCUGGACGCUGAGCUCGCUGUAGAACCCAAGACUGAAGCUUACAUGACUGAAUCCAGCACCGGCAACUCGACAAAUGACCCAGUGACCAACAUUUGCCAGGCUGCAGACAAACAGCUCUUUACUCUUGUUGAAUGGGCUAAGAGAGUCCCACACUUCUCUGAACUACCUCUGGAUGAUCAGGUUAUCCUACUGCGAGCAGGUUGGAACGAGCUGCUCAUCGCUUCAUUCUCACAUCGAUCUGUGACUGUUAAAGAUGGAAUCCUAUUGGCCACUGGCCUGCAUGUCCAUCGCAGCAGUGCUCACAGCGCAGGAGUGGGAUCGAUAUUUGACAGGGUAUUAACAGAACUGGUUUCUAAGAUGAAGGACAUGCAGAUGGACAAAACAGAGUUGGGCUGUCUCAGGGCUAUAGUCCUCUUUAACCCAGAUGCAAAAGGAUUGUCAAAUCCAUCUGAGGUGGAGGGAUUGAGGGAAAAGGUAUACGCCUCUCUGGAGGCUUACACCAAGCACAAAUACCCCGACCAACCGGGCAGGUUUGCCAAGCUGCUCCUGCGUCUGCCCGCUCUGCGUUCCAUAGGGUUGAAGUGCCUGGAGCACCUGUUCUUCUUCAAGCUCAUUGGAGACACACCCAUAGACACUUUCCUAAUGGAGAUGCUGGAAGCUCCACACCAGAUCACAUGACACAAGUUCAGCUUCAUGUAAAUAUCCCCUAGCGCACACUUACCCCAAUUUCCUGAAAGAAGUUCUUAUUUUCUACCAAGCACAAUGUGAAAAACAACAAAGAUUUGUAAUGGUAUUUUCAAGGAAAGCGCCACUGUUGACGUGAAAUGUAAAUUUACUGUAUACUUUUAUUUUGUACAUAGAUUUUUAUCCACUGUGAUAGCAGCAGCAACUAAAUGUGAAAUUAUUUAAUUCCAAUCGCAAAUUGUAUAAAACAGACACCAGCAAUGAAUUUUAGGAUUAUGUAAAAUUAAAAAGUUGUUUAAAAAUGUUGUUGUUUAUGACAGUAAGUUAUUUUAACAUUCUCAAAGUCUGACAUCUGUUUAGAUAUUUAACUUGUUGGUGUGAUCACAAUUACGCAACAAACCACUCAGAAACAUAAUAACUAUUAGAAAAGUGUGGGAUUUUGUGGUCACAUGAGAACAGAUUUUGCCUUUUCAAACCUCUGUCAAAAAGCCAUAGAUAUAGUGAAGUAAUAUGGUGAAAUGUGGGACCGAUUUUUAUCAGCAGGAGCUGGAUGUCUUGUUAAAAGAAAAUGAAAAUGUAUAAACAUAUAUUUUAUUAUAUAUAAUAAAUUUACAUACAAUUUACGUAUACUGAAUAAUUACAUUGGUGUUAUAAACAAAUAGCUGCAUGUUCUUAUGCAAGUUUGCAUCUUAUUUCUAUUUUUUUUUUUUUUAAGUCAAAGCCCAUAAACAAAAACUUUAAACACUGCUUGUUAAAACUAAAGUCGUACACAAAGAUUAUAUGGGAGAAUCUUACAGUGUUAAAAAUUGCAUCCUACAAACAUCACUUAAAAAAUAUCCCUUUGGGUGAACAUGAUUCAACUUUGAUCUAGCACAACACACGCUAGCAAACUUUUAAAAAAGCUUUUUUUUAAACCUUGCUCAAAGACAUCAAACAGGCUUGACAUUGUAAUGUAAUGCCAUCAGAUCAAGCAACCCAUUAAACUGCUAUUAAAGAUUUUACAGCCUAAGCAAAUGCUCUACUCUUAUCCUCCUAAAAGACACCUAACAGACAAUCUUAUAAAUACUAACACAACAGAAUGCUAAGCAUAAAUAAGUCUCCUCAUUGUUUCAUCUUGAUAUAUAGCACUUUAUUUGGACAUUAUUGACAUUAUUCAGUACCAUGCAAAGUUUAAUGGUAACUGGAAAUCCUCAGCAUGGUGUCACUAAUGCUUAAAAACCGUGUUAAAUUAACGAUUUAGUAAAUAGGACAAGGAAGAAAUUUUAUUGUGUUUGAGCUACAUGAUUGGAUUGAACAAAGUUCAAGUUAACCCAAAAAGUAACAAUUUCAAGUCAGUUUAACAUGAGGCAGUCGUGUUUGAACGACAAACAUGCAAUGCCAUUAAAUCAAAAUAAAUUGUUUUAAUAAAAUCAAAAUAUCUUUUGUGCAUCAUCUGACAGAAACAAUGUCAAAAUUCUAUCUUAAAACUGAAAACAGUACACACUGCUAAAGACUAAAGUUAUAGGCCUGUUUAAUGUGUGACUAAGUAAUGAAGAAUUUAAAAUACAAUAUAAAAAAGUUUAGUAUUAAAGUUUUGACUAAAGUUUCUCAUUACUUUUAGGUGUAAAUGUUUUUUUCAGGUCUGUCUGAUGUGUCUAAAUCAAUGAACUUGUGACUCACUGGUUGGGAAACUACUAUUGCUCCGCAAAUUAAAAAGCACUUGUAAAGUGUCUGGACCAGCCGGAAAGGAACAGCAAUAAUGAUUUUUUUUCAGAAGGCAUGAAUGAAAUGCUUUCAUCUGCCUCUUUGUUGUGUGUCUAGACUGAUGGUAUUUAUAUUGUUACAAAUGUAAUUUAUGGUUUUAUGGGUAAUUUAUAGGUUUAUCCAUCAAGUGAUAAAUUCUCAAAUAAAUAUUUUUGCUAAAA
Paramisgurnus dabryanus is the source of this 3393-nucleotide messenger RNA. RefSeq names its product retinoid x receptor, gamma a (gene rxrga). Gene Ontology annotation, molecular function: nuclear steroid receptor activity; sequence-specific DNA binding; zinc ion binding. Lineage: Eukaryota; Metazoa; Chordata; Actinopteri; Cypriniformes; Cobitidae. Gene Ontology annotation, cellular component: nucleus. The record is from RefSeq and is a predicted model, not a curated record. Gene Ontology annotation, biological process: regulation of DNA-templated transcription.